Caenorhabditis remanei is the source of this 660-nucleotide messenger RNA. RefSeq lists its product as uncharacterized. The record is from RefSeq and is a predicted model, not a curated record. Bases 1 to 660 code for a protein of 219 amino acids. The transcript is spliced from 4 exons. Gene Ontology annotation, biological process: negative regulation of extrinsic apoptotic signaling pathway via death domain receptors; positive regulation of neurogenesis; canonical NF-kappaB signal transduction. NCBI's taxonomy places the organism in Eukaryota, Metazoa, Nematoda, Chromadorea, Rhabditida, Rhabditidae.
AUGCCCGUAAAUCCUGAAACAUUUAUCAUCUCUUGGAUUCUACCAAUCAACAAUAAACAGUACAAGAUACAGUUGGAACAAGCGUUCGUCACCAAUGAGAUUCAUAUUCGUGUUGAUCAGAAGGAAGUCUACGAACACCUUUGUGACGUGACCAACUACUUCAGGCCACCGGACAGAAAUUAUUUCAAGAUCGAUGGUAUCCAAUGUUGCGUAAUUAUUGAAGAGCCAUCUUUUGGAGUCUAUAAACACAGUCUGGUAGUUGGAGGGAAGGCAUUCCGAGAGAUUAAAGAAGAGCAUUAUACGAAAUAUGACACGUGGAAACCAGUUAUUAGCGGGAAGGAAUAUUUGGUGGUUAUGGAGAAACACGCGAUGAAUACAUGGGUUGAUGGAAACCAAAUUGAUCUAUCGAGACAAUUCACUGACCACGGAACUGUUGCUAUCUUCCAUCUUAAUGGAACCCCUUGCAAGAUACUGACGGAGUGUAUCAUUGGAGGUGCCAGUGGAAUGAAACACUCAUUUUUUGUCAACAAUAACACAGAAGUCUCAUUGUUUGAAGAUUCUGGAGAAGUGGAGUUCACAAUGGACACAAAUACAGUGAUUGAAGGGAGAAAGAAGGAAACAAAAAAUAAUUGGAAGAAGAUUUGGAAGAGAAAUCGAUAA